This is a messenger RNA of Coniophora puteana RWD-64-598 SS2, 5400 nucleotides long. RefSeq lists its product as uncharacterized. Bases 154 to 5400 code for a protein of 1748 amino acids. NCBI's taxonomy places the organism in Eukaryota, Fungi, Basidiomycota, Agaricomycetes, Boletales, Coniophoraceae. The record is from RefSeq and is a predicted model, not a curated record. The transcript has 5 exons.
CGCCUCGACCAGCCUGUCCACGAGUUUGGCCAAAACAGCAGCUACGAAUCCACAAAUCCAAAUCUAAAUCCACAGCAGCACAACACACACAACCGCUCACACACCGUCGACAUCCUCGCACCACAGCAGCAGCAGAUUAACACUGCUAAUCAGAUGGCGCCUAAUCUGACCCACGGACGCUCCUCCUCCUUCUUCUCCUUCCGCUCCCGCACCCAGCAGCAGCAGCCAAGCGACCCCAGCCCCAGCCAAAGCGGCCCGAGCACCCCCUCCGCCUCCUCCUUCGCCUCCCCUAACGCCUCCACCUUUUCCGGCCGCAAGUCCGACUUUAGCUCCAACGGACAGCCCAGCACCGACUUUGGCCCGCCCAUCACCCAGACCCGCUCGCGCACCAACGGCGCCGUGACGCUGCCCUUGUCUGGCCCACAGGGGCAAAACGGCCGCCCACCCCCGCCGCCCCCCGAUCAGCAGCCCGACGGCGCCCGCCGCACACUGCGCAAGCAGUCCGUAUCUGGUGGGGGCAUCGGCGCAGGCGCAGGCGCAGCCGCGGGCGCAGGUCCAGGCCCAAGCGCGGGCGGGCCCCCGCUAUCAUCGUCGUCGUCCUCGCCGCCGCCGCCGCUGCACCCCGAGAUCCGGUCGGUGGUGCAGCUGACGCUCGCGCACGCGCGCAAGGUGUAUUUUUCGGGUCCGCUCGUGCGCAAGGUCGAGCGGCACCCGGACGGGCAGCGGCCGCAGAAGGGCGACCACGGCUGGGCGGACGUGUGGGCGCAGCUCGGGGGGACGACGUUGAGUAUUUGGGAUAUGCGCGAGGUCGAGGAGGCGAAUCGGCAGGGAAGGGAGGUGCCGCCUACGUAUGUGAAUAUGACGGAUGCGUUCGUCCAGGUUCUCGGCUCAAUCACCGUCCCCACGCAGGGCCCCGAGCCCCCGCGCAAAUUCUCCAACGUUCUCUCGCUCAACACCGCCGGCUCGAACCUCCUCCUCUUCGCGUGCCCGGAUGUCUCCGCGCUGCUCUCCUGGGCCGCCGCGCUGCGCCUGUCCGCGUGGGAGAAGUCGCGGCUCGAGGAGAUCUACACGGCGCACCUGGUGCGCAUCACACUGCCCGAGGGGCGCGACGCGCCGUCGACGCUCACGCGCGGGCGCAUGGAGGGCUGGGUGCGCGUGCGCGUCGCGGGGCAGACGGACUGGAAGCGCAUGUGGAUGGUCGUUACCGCUACUGCCGACGGCGCGGGCGCGGGGGAGGACGGGCAGGGGAACGGUGGUGGCGGGGCGGGGAGGCCAGCGAGCCCGGUGCAGCAGAAGCGGAGGCUGUCGAAUUUCUUUUCGUCCGGGAGGGACUCGGGCGCGUCGCAGUCGAAUGGGCGGCCCGGGAGCUCUGGCGGCGCGGGUGGGGGUAACGGAGGAACGCCGGGCAAGGGCGCGAUGUUGUCCUUCUUUACGGGGCCGAAGCCGCGCGAGCGCAAGAAGGCGCUGUUGUCGCUGCGCGAGGUGUCCCAGGCGUUCGCGGUGUACCCCGAGCGGCCGGAGCUGAUCAAUAGGAGCACGCUUAUGAAGGUCGAGGGUCUGCUGGGCGAGGAGGAGACGGCGGGCGGGAUGAAGAACCGCGAGGGGUGGUUGUUGGUUAUGCCCGAGCUUGAGACGGGGAAUACGCAGGCUUCGGAGAUGCUCAAGUGGCUUGUUGCACUGCAUGAUGCGUUUGGAUUGUAUGGCCGACCAAAGCCGUAUAGUUGGGAUCCACGAGAUCCUGUUUCUAUGAUGUUUGGGUACCCUGUUGGACCUGGCAAAGAUUUAUUAUUCCUUGAUCGCGAAGCCGCCGAGGCCAUGGACCCUCGCGACGACCGCACUUCCGUUGUUCGUGCUCGCCUCUUACAGAUUCUCACCGACCGCAUGCGGGGCAUCGUCGCACCUCCGCCUGAAGCCCCACCUUCCCUCCCCCCUCUUACUCUCGGCAGCACGGCUGUGAGCUCCGAAGCGAUACCACCCGUGCCCCAGCUCCCCGAGCUCGACCUUGGCUCCUCUUCUGAUAACAACGACAACUUUGGCCAGACCCAGCCGCUUCAGCAGGGCAAUGGCCACGCAAACGCGCGUGGAGAAGGCGAAAUGCAAAAUGGGAACGGGGCCAACAGCCCACCAUCCAACUAUCAGACACCCGCGAACGAGUACGGGCGCACGCUUUCGCCCAUCACGGAGCGCGAUACGCUGGGCGGGUUCUCGAGACAAGCAUCGACGUCGGGUCUGUCGACUCACAAUGUGCGGCAGGACUCGGGCGGGGAGGCGAGGCCGCGUGUACCGUCUAUUGUGGAGACGCGGACGCCGCCACCGCGCAGUGCGGGGUCGUCGCAUUCGCCCGGUGCGAGCUUUAGCGUGAGCCAGGGAUAUAUUGGUGGGAUGGGCGGGGACGGGCGCACGGCGAGUACGGGUGGGGAGUCGUUUAUGGGGCGCACGAUGGAGAGCAGUAAUGAGGGGAAUACGCGUAGCUCGGUGUCGCAUACGCCGACGAGCCCGAGUUCGUAUGGCGCGGCGUCGCCGCCGCCGCCACAGGCUGGGUCUACGCGUGGUGGGGGGUUGUCGCCGGAGCCGCAACAUGGGUAUGGGGCUAGUGCGAGCAGGUUCUCGAUGACGCCGCCGCCGCCGAGCCCGAGGAUGCAGCAGUUGCAGGCACAGCAGCAGCUGCAACAACAGCAACAACAGCUGGCGCCCAACACGCCGUCGUCGAGGUUCUCGGUGCUCACGUCGCCGCACUCACCGGCUACCGAGGUCAAGGAUCGGAACGUCGAUGCGUUUGUCCCUGCGAGGGCGGCGACGCCCACGCCGCCGCCGAAACCGGAGCGGUCGCCGCAGAGGAACACGGGGCGUGCGCUGUCGACGUCGCCGGUGCUUUCUGCGCCGACGCCGCCGUCGAAGACGAUGUCGCCGCCGCGUGCUGCUUCGACGACGCCUGUUAAUGUCUAUUCGAGGUCACCGCCGCCGCCGACUGGGACUCCGCCUCCGCAACAAAUGCAGUAUAUGGCGCAGGCACCUCAGACUCAGACUCAGGGCGAGGUGCACGAGGACUACAACAAUGCGAUUAUGUACAUGCAGCAGAUGGACGGUAGCGGGAGUGGGGGUCGGGGUGUGCGACGUAUGCCUACGACUGUGACAGAGGAGGACGAGGAGGCGACGCAGCAGAGCGAGUCCAUUUACUCCCAGCCAUCACAGCGCUCGGCAUUCAGCAACUCGGUCCGCCGCGGCACCGGUACCCCGAUGGGAAGCCUCGCCGACUCUGGGCCAGCGGCGGACGGUCUGGGCCGGCGACCGUCUGGGGCACGUGCACCUGCCAAUUCGAGAGGAGCUGUUGCAAAUCCGAUUGCCGACACACCCACGUCUUCCUUCUCUCCCUCCACAAACCAGAACUCGAUGGCAGAACAACAGCAGCAGCCACAGCCACAGGAGCAGCAGCAGCAGCCACGCCGACAAAAGUCCGACGACGACAACGCAGACGCGCUCGCUGCACUCAGUUACCUCGAUGGCGAGCACUCCAACGGACACGGCCCUCAACCAGCAGACACAGAACCCCCAGCUUCGGACCCGCCUUCCCAGGCAGGCAGCACAGAGGACGCUCCCUCCAGUGGCCAGUUCAGGUCCACAUUUGCACCCUCCAGACAGGCCGCCGAACGCAAGGCACGCGCUCAGGCCCAGCAGGCCGCGCAACAGGCCGCCGCACACAAGCCGGGACGCGCCAACGGAAAACGCGUCGCGGGCAAGGCAGCAGGAAAAAGCAAGAAUAAUGCUGCUAGCGGGUGGGCCGAGAGCAGCGACGAGGAGGAAGAGGACGAUGAAGAUGAGGAGGAGGAGGAAGAGGACGCGGACUCGGACGGUGGACCGCCCCCUGCGAGUAGUACCAAUGCCAACGACAAGAAGACGCUUACUCCGUUUGCGCCUACCCCGGUUGCGCCCAUUCGCUCGCUGAGGCCGUCCAGUCGGGGCGCGUCUUCGCCCGCGGAACAGCAACAGCAGCUGCAGCAGCAGGCGACGGACGCGAACCCGUAUGCUCAGCUUCGCAACCCUCAGCAGCUGCGCAAUCUCCCUGUGCCCCCCGGUGGCCAGAUGCAAAAUGACUAUUUCGGCCAGCAGCAGCAACAGCAACAGCGCCGCUACACUGAGCACCCGCGCACGCCCGACGAGGGCAGCAUGCAACACAUGCAGCAGAUGCAGCAGCAGAUGCCGGGCAUGCAGAGUAUGCAGAGUAUGCAUAGCAUGCAGUCUCCGUCCAUGAUGCAGGGCCCCCAGGCGACGACGCCUUACGACCGCCACGCGGCCGCCCGCCAGACCAUAUGGACGCAGGUUCUGGAACCCGGCCGGAACCCCGGGCACAACCAGCUGCCGGAGAUGUCGACGCAGCAGCACCGGGACACGUUCGUGCAGCUCGAGGCGCCGACGCAGCAGAUGACCAAGGCGUUCACGCCGCAUGGGCUGCUGUCUGCGGGGAUCCAGGAUAAGAGCGACCGCUCGGCGAAGAAGCAGGAGGAGAUGGCAAGGGAGAUGGGCGCGUCGCUGAUCAAUGUGCCGCAUAAGCCGCCGCCGCCGCAGACGGGCCUGCUCGGUGCGAUCACCGCGCAUGAGAGGGAACGGAAGCGCGAGGGCGGGGUGGGUGCUGCGCUCACGGAGCGGGAGAGGGAGAAGCGGAUCGCGGAGGACCGGCAGCGGAAGCUGGACGAGUUCCAGCGGCAGCAGCUGGAGAUGGCGCAGGGGUCGAUGUACGGUGCGCCGGGCGGGUUCGGGUACAAUCCGAUGGCGGCGGCGGCGGCGAUGGGGAAUCCGAUGAUGAUGGGUAUGAACGGGAUGAGCCCGAUGAUGACCGGGGGCGCGCCGAUGAACCCGAUGAUGACGGGCGGGUAUAUGGGCGGGUAUCCGGGGAUGAUGCCGCAGUAUAACCCGCAGAUGAUGAUGGCGGCGCAGCAGGCGGCGCAGGCGGCGUAUCAGCAGGCGAUGAUGUCGUUUGCGGGGUCGCAGAUGGGCGGAGCUGAGGGUGCUGGAGGGGGGUCGCCGGGGCAUCAUCAGGGUAUGGGAGGGGGCUCGCCGGGGCCGGGACAGAUGGGCGGGAUGGGGCAGAUGUCGCCGAUGAUGACGGGGGGCUUUGACCCGCGCAUGUCGAUGAUGAUGCCGGGGAUGAUGAGUCCCAUGGGCGGGAUGGGGAUGGGUAUGGGCGGGAUGGGCGGGAUGGGUGGAGGAAUGGGAGGGGGGAUGGGGAUGCAGAUGACGGGUGGUGGUGGGGGCUCGCCAGGGGCGUUUGGGCACCAGAUGAUGCCGGGCGGGGCGGGCGACGAGUUGAGGCCGCCGCCGAGUGUGCAUGCUGGGCCGAGCUCGCGUCCUGGGUCGGCGGGGCCGGGGGGUUCGCCUGCGAGAAGGGGGAGUCCAAGGGUGUAG